Cyprinus carpio (common carp) is the source of this 513-nucleotide messenger RNA. Its product is annotated as cyclin-dependent kinase inhibitor 1C-like. The transcript is spliced from 4 exons. The record is from RefSeq and is a predicted model, not a curated record. NCBI's taxonomy places the organism in Eukaryota, Metazoa, Chordata, Actinopteri, Cypriniformes, Cyprinidae. Bases 112 to 513 code for a protein of 133 amino acids.
GCAUGUUGUUAAUGUAUAUAUGAAGCAUAUAUCACUGCUGCAUUGAUGUCACACCUGAAACAGUCUCUAAUACACUUGGCAUAACGAUCACAUCAGCUCUUCUUGAGAACCAUGAACUCUUUCCUCGUUGUUGCCUGUGUCUUUGGACUCUGCUGUGCCGUGCUAGCACAGGAUGAAGAACUUCGAGAGAAGCGCUCAUCAAGCCAUUCCUCUGAGAGAUACAGACCUGGAGGCUACAGACCGUACCCAUUUCAGCGUCCCUAUCCCUAUCCAUACUUUCCCCCUUACCAGCCUCAGCCUCCAAACACCAACGCCCUCCUCAACCUCUUGCCAUUCAUCUUAGCACAGCUGGCAUCCACCACCCCUGCUCCGCCACCGGCCCCCGCACCUGCACCCGCACCUGCCCCGGCCCCUGCACCUGCCCCAGCUCCUGCUCCUGCUCCUGCUCCUGCUCCUGCUCCUGCUCCUCCCGCUCACCCACCCCACCCACCCCCUGCCCCUGGUGGGAGAUAA